Ruditapes philippinarum (Manila clam) is the source of this 1005-nucleotide messenger RNA. Its product is annotated as serine protease inhibitor dipetalogastin-like. The transcript is spliced from 7 exons. Gene Ontology annotation, molecular function: protein binding. The record is from RefSeq and is a predicted model, not a curated record. Lineage: Eukaryota; Metazoa; Mollusca; Bivalvia; Venerida; Veneridae. The coding region runs from base 112 to 732 and encodes 206 amino acids.
UGGUGACAGGUGGGCCAACAAACAAAUAUAUAAAUAUGAUGUUUCAGUAAUGAGCUUUAGUUGAAAUUGAACUUUUUUGGUAGUGACUUAAACCCUUUAUAAUUUAACACAAUGAGGUGCAUAAUCAUGAUUGAAAUCUUUGCGGCAGCUCUUGUUUUAUCUACCAGUGCGAGUCUUAUCCGAGACAAAAGACGUGACCUGGUAGUAGUAUGCGCAUGUCAAGAUAUAUACCAGCCUGUAUGCGGUGCCGACGGUGAGACUUACGGAAAUCCAUGUGAACUCCAAUGCGCUAACGUAGAGAAAGCAUCCGACGGUGAAUGCCCGAAUGCACGAAAGAAACGCUCAGAUGAAGGUUGUGUGUGUAAUCUGAUACACGAGCCAGUUUGUGGUGAAGAUGGCAAGACGUACGGUAAUAAAUGUAUGAUGGAAUGCGCAGGCAAAACUCUGAAAUAUGAGGGAGAGUGCACUAAGGACUGUGCCUGUAACUUUGAUUGGUGGCCCGUAUGUGGAAAGGAUGGUAAAACGUAUGGCAACAUGUGUGCAAUGGAAUGCGCUGAUGUAGAAAUCGAUUUUGAGGGACCAUGUGAGAAUACCCGUAAAAAACGUUCCGAUGAUGGCUGUCUAUGCACGAUGGAAGAAGACCCCGUGUGUGGAAAAGAUGGAAACACAUAUGGUAACAGGUGUAUGAUGGACUGCGAGGGAGUCGAGAUGGAACAUAAAGGAAACUGUUGAUUCACAGAGGUUUAUUCAUUUUGGAGUAUCAUGUGACAUAACAGAACUGUGUUUUAUCUUUUGAAAUGAUAAUGAAAAAUAAACAUAUAUUGAAAACAUGACAAAAAUGGUUGUGAUAAUUUAAGAAUGAUUUUAUUCCUUUAACAAAAUCAGAAAUGUUAACAGGGAAAGAGUCAUACAACUGUCAGACUAUAGAAUAUACUUUUUUGAACUUUACGAGUCUUAAAAAAUGUAUAUACAUCCAAACAAUAUCACUUUAAUCUGUAAUCAAUU